CUCGGCAAUAAAGCCAGCAAACCACACCAGUGGCCUCAGAGGAGAAACUGAUUGAUAACCUCAGAGUCUUUUUACAUACCCACAACUCACCAGAACCCUCAGUCACCAGCGAUCACACCUGGACCAACGAUCUCACCACAACGAUGUCAUCGACAGCUACAACCACAUCGGGUGGCAUGGUGGUGGUCACCCAGGUGUACCCAUCUCAUUUUCCCCAGGAAGGUCAGCGGGUGUGUCUGGGGACGCAGAGGUUCAUCCAGGGACAUCCUCUGGCUAUCGGGACGGUUCAGAUCAUGAUCGGAGUAUUAGUCCUCUUGUCUGGUAUCCCCAUGGUGAUAAAUGGAGGCAGUUUGGGAUUGUACAGUGGUUUCUUUGUGUGGGGUGCCGGCUUUUACAUCACCUCCGGCUCGCUCACAGUGGCUGCUGGGAAAUCUCUCAGUCGCUGUCUGGUAAACACUGCAUUGGGUUUCAAUGUGGUUUCCACGGUAGCAGCAUUCACCGCCAUGAUCCUGUACAGUUUUGAUGCUUCAGGAGUGACCACUUACUGCUGGGAUCCCCACUGUGAACAAUACAUGACACUGUUUCAGGGUUUCUCAGGGAUCCUGGUUGUGUUCCAUGUCUUGGAGUUUGCUGUUUCCCUCACCGUCUCUGUAUUUGCCUGUAGAUCUACCUGUAACUGUGACGACCAGCCGUCUGUCUACGUCAUCCCUGGAAAUGCUGCCAUGGCUGCCCAGGCUCCACCACCUUUACAUACUGUACCUGUCACCAUGGCUGUACCGGCCCAACAGAUUCCUAGCUUCCCAAAACCCGCAGAGAACCAGAACCAGAUCCACCCUGGACUCACUGAACCUCCGGCCUACACACGCUGAAGAAAACACCUGCUUUAAAGGGAUAUUUCAGGAUUUCUUAAGUUGAGUUGUAUGGGGUGCUUGGCUAUAGUACUAGUUUUAGCCUCCAGUGAUCCUGUUGUAAUUACAAGCUCAGAUACGCCUUUCAAUCUGGCAGGGCUCCGUGCCGGUUCUGGUUCCUGAACCAAAAUUUGAACCAGCCGGUGCGGUCAAACCGGGAAUAAAUUGGUUCUGAACCUAUAAAGUUGGUUCUCAGCUGGAACCAAAAAUAGUUGGUUCUUCCUUGGGAACUGUGACAUCAUCAGUGGGCGUAUCACAUUCUAGGUUGUGAGGAUGAGCAGAAAACAAAAGAUGAACUGGUCUGCUGGGGAGACAAAAUGUUUGUGAUCUGGGCAUUGACAGAAUUCCAGGUGAAGCUGGAGAACAAGGAAGACCAUGUCAUUUUCUGAACUUGUGGAAGGGAUGGCAACGGCUGGGUUCACCUGAACACCAGACCAAAUAAUUGAUUUACUCAAGAAACUGAAGAGGGAAUACCAGGACUGCAUGAAAGACUUGGGCCAAAGUGGAGCAGGACGUGGUACAACACGUCCAUCAUGUCCUCCCACUUUGAUUCUGCUUUAACUGGUGUGAACACAAGCCGGUUCGCCAGGAAGUAUCAAGGUUCUGAGUCCAGAAUGGAACCAGUGCCAGAACCAGAACCAUGUCUGUCUGAAAACACUCAGAGAGAACCAGUGCAUAGUGGCUUGGGAUGGGAAUAUUUUUUCUGCAAGAUUUACAUAAAAAUGGGCCAAGAAAAUAUGUCAGCUCGCCUGCACGCUGUGAAAAACACACAAAGCACUUCGUUUCUCCCAAAAUCCCCUCUCUGUCAGGCACUAAUUUACAAUGCAGCUUUCACCAUUUUAUACCCUUCAGCCUCUGCUCACUGUUUUCAGCCUAUUUUUACAGAAAACUCAUUAAUUUACGCGGACAAAACAUACAGCUGCUAUGCACCGGCUCUCUCUGAGCUCGUAAUAACAACAAGAUAAAAUGACACAGAAAUCACUGGAGGCUAAUGCCACUACUAUAGCAAACCACCUCAUACCACCCAACUUCAAAUAUCCCAAAAAUCCCUUUAAAAAGAAUCACAUGAUAACAUGUGAAUAACAUAAUAACAUAAUGACAGAAGAUUAACAUGAGAUUUACAUGUAAAUAACAAGAGAUUACCAUGAGAAAAACAAUAUCAUAAGAUUAACAGGAUAUUAAUAUCAAUAUAACAUGAACACUCAGAAUGAAAUUCAAAUAUUUCUUUUCAAACAUUGAUGAGAUGAAUUAAAAGGGUCAGAUUAAAAAUCACAACACUGAUAAAAAAUGUUUCACACUCCAUCACUGAUGAAGAUGAACCCUAAAGAAUAGAUAAUAAUAAUGAGAUGUAUUUACUUUAAUAGAGGCUGUACAGACACUAAAAAACACUAAAUCAUGGCUUUAUAAUUUUUCUUAUCUAAUAUGAUAAACAUGAUUUCAUCACUGAGCUUGUUGUGAUAAAAGUGUUUCUGUAUGAAAAAUAAAAAUGUUCUUUGCCAAAA
Molecule: messenger RNA, 2410 nt
Organism: Cheilinus undulatus (humphead wrasse)
Lineage: Eukaryota; Metazoa; Chordata; Actinopteri; Labriformes; Labridae
Product: membrane-spanning 4-domains subfamily A member 4A-like
Exons: 7
Coding region: 144-869 (241 amino acids)
Cellular component (GO): membrane
Source: RefSeq, a predicted model, not a curated record